Durio zibethinus is the source of this 836-nucleotide messenger RNA. Its product is annotated as histone H1.1-like. NCBI's taxonomy places the organism in Eukaryota, Viridiplantae, Streptophyta, Magnoliopsida, Malvales, Malvaceae. The record is from RefSeq and is a predicted model, not a curated record. Gene Ontology annotation, cellular component: nucleosome; nucleus. Gene Ontology annotation, molecular function: structural constituent of chromatin; double-stranded DNA binding; nucleosomal DNA binding. Gene Ontology annotation, biological process: chromosome condensation; negative regulation of DNA recombination; nucleosome assembly.
CUCUCAUAACUGUCAUUUAACAUAAACUGGAAAGAACAGGGAAAACAUCAAAUCUCUUUGACUCGUAAACGCGUUGAGUUGACUCAUGGCAUACGCUACUGGUUCAGCCGUUGCUUCCGUCGCGAAGAAGAAGAAGACUGCAGGCGCUAAGAAGCCGAAAUCGGUUUCUUCACAUCCUCCAUUUAUUGAUAUGAUUUCGGAUGCGAUCGUUACGUUGAAAGAGAGGACAGGAUCGAGCCAAUAUGCGAUCACGAAAUUCAUCGAAGAAAAGUAUAAGCAAUUGCCGUCGAAUUUUCGAAAGCUUUUACUUGUUCAGAUGAGGAAGUUUGUUGCUUCUGGAAAGCUCGUCAAAGUGAAAGCCUCAUUCAAGCUCCCUCCGGCUUCCACCGUAGCUAAGAAACCUGCCCCCGCGAAGCCGAAGAUAGCUAAAACCGUAGCAAAACCGAAGGUGAAAUCAAAAGUUACAACGCCUGUGAAGGCAAAGGCAAAAGUCGCGGUGAAAGCCAAGGCUACAAGCAAGGCUAAAGCUAAACCAGCGGCCAAGCCAACUAAGGCGGCAAAGACGGCCAAGAAGAGUUCGCCAGGGAAGAAAGUAAAGGCUCCAGCAAAGAAGGCGGUUGCGAAGAAGCCGAAGAGGGUGAAAUCGCCGGCUAAGAAAUCGGCGCCAAAGAAAGCAAAGAAGUGAAAAGGAUGGAAUGUUUGUUUGUUGUAGGCGGUUCUUUCUUGCAGAGGAGCGGAGGGUGUAAAUUUGAGGGUAAAAUAAGGGUAGUACGGGGAUUCCAUAUUGUUAUAAUUAAUUUUUAUUAAUUGUAAAACAAGUUAUGGUUUUAUUUUUA